This is a messenger RNA of Klebsormidium nitens, 1777 nucleotides long. The record is from the annotation of a GenBank genome assembly. Lineage: Eukaryota; Viridiplantae; Streptophyta; Klebsormidiophyceae; Klebsormidiales; Klebsormidiaceae.
GGCAGGUCAAAUGCAGCAUUUCCUGUGUUUGGCGCAGCUUGAUGGUGGCGCAUUCUAACAAUUUUCUGGGAGCUUUGGGAGAGGCAAUUGUGCAUGCAACUUAUGUUCAGAAACGCCAGCAUUGCUUAGCAACGAGGGGCGCUCAGCCAUGGCCAAUUCGACGGCCUCCGCUCCGCUGUUGCACAGUUCAUUGGCUGCGAGGGCAUGCAAGUCAUCCCCUGCUACCUCAAAGACUGGGUUUCCUGUUAAAUGCGUCGUUGCAAGACAUUGCGCCAAUCAUUUCAACGUGUCUGCAAUUCUCCGCAGGUCAAGCAAACCCUUAAGGUUCACACAAUUCGCAACCGGUACUUCGCCGGCUCACUUUGCCAAUCUCUUCCACACCUCCCCCAUCACUCCCCUCUCUCACAAGAAACCUUGCACUCCUCCUUCCGCUUCCCAAUCAGCAGUCUCCCAGCCCCUUGAGCGGAGAAAACCCCUCCCAACAGGCGAAAAUGCUGAGGGCCUGAUCUUUCCCGCGGGAGAAGCGGGGGCCUGGGACUCUCAUGCAGUGGGAGGCCCUGUUGUGAGGCGGUAUCUCAGCGACAAUGAGGAGCGGUGGUGCAUGUGGUACCACGGCAGGGCCUCUUCUGAUGAGGGAAAAGCGAUGCCGCUAGCGGACCCCAGCUUUGGGAGCCUGGGGCUGGCGACGUCGUCGAACGGCAUUCAUUGGUCGAGGGGCGGCGAGAAGGUGGUGACGGACCAGUACGGCAACGGGGGCACCGGCAUGGUGAUGGAGCCCAAUCAGGACUGGUGGACUUUUGACACGCGCCAUGUCCGUGUGUCGGACGUCCAAAUCAUGUCCAGUCAAGUGGUCCGAGCUCAGUCCGGCGUCUACUGGCUGUACUACUCUGGGGGCGACGCCGAAGAACUCCCCCUGCCCGAGUUGCUUUCAAUGCCCGGGGGAUCCCCUCCGGGCACUAUCGUAGAGGGACUCCGGCAGCGGCCGGGCCUUGCAAUGAGCCAGGACGGGAAGAACUGGGCGCGCAUCGAGGGGGAACACCACUCGGGGGCGCUUUUUGACGUUGGAGAGGAGGGCGAGUGGGACGCGCUCUUCGUUGGUUGCCCGCAGGUCGUCUUCUACGUCCCCCAGGACCUGCGCAUGUUCUACCACUCCCUCGACACGAACAGCAACACCUUCAGCAUCGGUCUCGCGCGGUCUCGCGAGGGCGUCCGGUGGCAGAAGCUUGGUCGGGUGCUCCAACCGGGCGACGCUCCCGGGGCGUUUGACGAGAGAGGGGUCGCCGCUCCCCACGUGGUCCCCGACCCCCGCGGCGGGGGGUACUUCAUGGCGUUCGAAAUGGUGGGGGGGGACGGGCGGCGGCGCAUCGGCGUCGCGAAGUCGAAGGACGGGUUGGGGUCGUGGGCGAAGGCGGAGGGCGUCGUUUUCGCACCGUCGGAUGUGACGUCAGUGUGGGAUAAUCAUAGUGUUUGCAGGCCGUGUUUGGUGCCCAUGGGGGGCGACCGGUGGCGGCUGUAUUACGUUGGGUAUGACGGGGGCGGGUCGGCUGGCAUCGGCAUGGCCGAGAGCGAGGAGGGGGUGAAAGGGCCGUACCGGCGGUGGCGGCAGACGGACCUGCCGAGUGUGUAAAGUUAAACGUGCAAAAUUGUUUUGCAUGCCGCCUCCGUGUGUUGAAUGCCAGUGCACAUGCUGUUGGAAAGAAUGCACUGGUUGAGACGAUCUAGACCCAACCGUGCCCUGCGUUCUGAGCUGGAGAUGGUAACAUUCGCCAUAUGCUUG